Messenger RNA from Dermatophagoides farinae (American house dust mite), 1498 nucleotides. RefSeq names its product glycine receptor subunit alpha-2-like. Lineage: Eukaryota; Metazoa; Arthropoda; Arachnida; Sarcoptiformes; Pyroglyphidae. Gene Ontology annotation, cellular component: membrane. Gene Ontology annotation, biological process: monoatomic ion transmembrane transport. Gene Ontology annotation, molecular function: extracellular ligand-gated monoatomic ion channel activity; transmembrane signaling receptor activity. The record is from RefSeq and is a predicted model, not a curated record.
UUUCCAAUCAUUCAAACCUUAUUUUUAUUAUUGGUCAUAAUAUAUAUACGAAAUCAUCACAAGCAUUGAACAUGUUGAAUAAAAACUCAACAUCAUCGUUCGUUUUCAUCAUGAUCGUCAUCAUCAUGAACAAUGUUUAUGGUCAAAUUAUCGAUGUUUAUGACCGACGAUUAUUUUAUCAAAAAACUGAUCCAAAAGUCUAUGAUUCCAGAUUGGAUCCAAAAGAUUUAAAUCAGGUGGAAAUUGGUUUGAAAUUAUUACAUUUUGGUCCGGUGGAUGAGAAAAAAUCCCAAUUUACUGUAUUGGUUCAUGUUUAUACAUGGUGGAAUGAUCAUCGUCUAUCAUUGCCUGAUCAAAUGGCCAAUUCAACACGAUUAUCAUAUCUGGAUGUAGAUUGGACAGAUAUUACAAGGAUAUGGCGACCAACCAUACAUUUUGCCAAUGCCGUACCAUUUACAGCGGAUAUUUUAACUGAUAAAUUGUCUGGUCAAAUUUCCGGCACCAUAAGUGGUGAUGGCCGUGUUUUUCUAAUCAAAAGAACUCAAUUAACAGCAAGUUGUAAAUUUAAUAUUAAAUUUUAUCCAAUGGAUAAACAACAAUGUUGGAUUGAAAUUGAAUCCAAUUCAAUGACGGCUAGAAAUUUUCAAAUGAAAUGGUUAGAUGAACAACCGAUAGAAAUACCGGAUAAUUUUAAUUGGGCAAAUUUUGGAUUGAAAAAUUUAACCACACAAACCGUACGUAUGACAUAUCGAAAUGGUGGCCCAUAUGUUCGAUUGGCAGCUACAUUUGAAUUAAGACGUCAUAUGACACAUCAUAUAUUCAAUGUUUAUUUACCAUCCACAUUGUUUGUCAUUAGUUCAUGGUCAUCAUUUUGGAUUCAUAUACCGGCUGCACCGGCACGUGUUGCAUUAGUAUUGACAACAAUGUUGACACAUGUAACUAGUACAAAAGCAGUACUUGAUCAAAUACCACGUACAAAAUUUGUUAGCUCAUUAGAUAUAUGGAUUAUAAUGUGUACAAUGUUUAUAUUUGCUGCCAUUAUUGAAUAUGCAACAGUAAAUUAUUUCUAUACAAAACCAGAACGUAUACAGGAUAAAAAUCAAGAUCCAAUACUACUACUAUGCAAUCGACAACAACAACAACAACAGGAUUUAUCAUCCACACAAUUGGACAUCAAUGGUAAUCGUCCAGAUUCAUCAUCAAGCAACAAUACUAAUACUAGUAAUAAUAAAAGUAUGGCUAAAUUUGUUUAUUAUUGGCAUGAUAUAUGGCAAAAAAUAUUACCACCAUUCAAUAAUGAUGAUGAUGAUAAUUUUAAUGCUAAAAAAAUUGCAUUAAAAAUUGAUCAUCGUUCACGUUUUAUAUUUCCAAUUACAUUUUUAUUAUUCAAUAUUUUCUAUUGGACAAUAUUGGCCAUUUAUUCUGAUCAAAUUGAAUAGGCUAUGUGAAUAAUUGAAUGGAAAUGAAAUGAAAUCCAAAAAAAAAAAAACGACUAAUU